Rhodamnia argentea is the source of this 1743-nucleotide messenger RNA. RefSeq names its product protein NRT1/ PTR FAMILY 8.1-like. NCBI's taxonomy places the organism in Eukaryota, Viridiplantae, Streptophyta, Magnoliopsida, Myrtales, Myrtaceae. Gene Ontology annotation, biological process: oligopeptide transport; transmembrane transport. Gene Ontology annotation, cellular component: membrane. The record is from RefSeq and is a predicted model, not a curated record. Bases 1 to 1743 code for a protein of 580 amino acids. Gene Ontology annotation, molecular function: transmembrane transporter activity. The transcript is spliced from 4 exons.
AUGACGACAACUUUGGUGAGCAAUGGAACUGUCGAUAUUCGCGGACAAAUUGCCGACAAGCGGAAAACUGGAGGGUGGAAAGCUUCUCCUUUCAUUAUAAUGAACGAGGUGGCAGAGAGAUUAGCGUUUUAUGCAAUCGCGGUGAACAUGGUGUCGUACUUGGUCCUCGAAAUGCGACAAUCACUUCCGGAGGCCUCAACUCACGUCACAGAUUGGAUUGGAGCGGCCUUUGUUCUCACCCUUCUUGGCGCGUUCUUGGCUGAUGCUUACUUGGGCCGCUUUAAAACCAUCAUCGUCUUUUCCUGUAUCUAUGCAGUGGGAAUGGUCCUACUAACCCUAUCAGCCUCCAUAGAUGGCCUCCGACCACCGCCAUGCACGGCAAAGCCGUGCCAGAAGGCCUCCAACUCGCAGACUGCGUUCCUCUACACCGCCCUAGGCCUGAUCGCCCUGGGGACGGGGGGUAUCAAGCCCUGCAUCUCCUCCUUUGGGGCCGACCAAUUCGACCAGGCCGACGGGAAGGAAGUCCUGAAGAAGUACGCCUUCUUCAACUGGUUCUUCUUCGCCAUCAACACGGGGGUCCUCAUGGGCAUCACGGUCUUGGUGUACGUACAAGUGAAGAGAGGUUGGGUCUGGGGGUUCGGGGUUCCAACCGGGGCAAUGAUCAUGUCGAUCGCGGUCUUGGCGUGUGGCGUCAAGUAUUACCGGUUUCAGAAGCCGAUGGGGAGUCCGUUCACAAGGUUCGUGCAGGUGAUGGUGGCCUCGGCGAGGAACCACUGGAGAGGGGUGGAGGUUGGACGGGAGACGUUACUCUUCGAAGUUCAAACGGAGGAGUCUGACAUUAAGGGAGCUCGCAAGCUGGCUCGCACCUCACAAUAUAGAUUCUGGGACAAAGCCGCAGCAAUUGCAGAUCCCGAAUCCAUCUCAACCACCAACCGCUGGAAUCUCUGCACCGUGACGCAAGUCGAGGAAUUCAAGUCCUUCCUAAGAAUCCUCCCUGUGUGGGCAUCCACCAUCGCGCUCUCCAUCUCCUUCGCCCAGACCUCCACCUUCUUCGUCAGCCAAGCAUUCAUCAUGGACCGCCGGCUCGGCCCCAGCUUCAAGGUCCCUGCCGCCUCCGUCCCCAUCUUCGCCGCCAUCAAUGCCGUCUUCCUUGUCCCACUCUAUGAGAAGCUGAUUGUGCCGGCCCUGCGCCAGCACACCGGCCACUACCGCGGCAUCACAUCGCUCCAGAGGAUGGGGGUCGGCCUCUUCCUCUCGAUCUUUGCAAUGGCCUCGGCCGCGCUGGUCGAGAGGAGGAGGCGGGACCGCUCGCCAGCCCCGUUUAGCAUGAGCUUCUUCUGGCUCUUCCCGCAGUUCUUCCUCAUCGGUGGAGCCGAGGUGUUCACCUAUGUGGGCCAGCUUGAGUUCUUCUAUGACGAAGCCACUGACGGGACACGGAGCAUCAGCAGCGCAAUCUUCCUGAGCGAGAUCGGAAUCGGGAGCUGGCUCAGCACCGCAAUCGUCAAGAUCAUCGAGAGGGCGACUGGAGGGACGGAGAAAGGGUGGCUGAGGAAUGAUCUGAAUAAGAGCAAGCUCGAUUACUUCUAUUGGGUGUUGACGGCGAUCAAUGUGGUUAAUUUCGUGGUGUAUGUGGCUGUGGCUUGGCACUACAAGGGCAAGAGGGCUGCUGGUGCCGGUGUGAGGGAUGAGAGUAUGGCUGAAUUGGAUGGUCCUCAUCCUGAGCUUAAACGAGGAUCAUCCUGA